GUAAUUUGUAAGUGACAGCAGGAUUUACCGCGUAAAAAUAUAAAGAAAAUUUCCGUUAGGCCGAAAAGGAAGCGAAGAAAAAGUCUACAACAAUCAAGUCUAAUUGCUUUUAAUUUGUGUUUGUUGUUGCUCGUAGCCGUCUUCUGUCUCGUAAACAAUUCCGAGUUUAUCGGCAAUCGCAGCAAUUCCUGUUAUUUUCCUAGAAUUGUUACUUUAUCGUCAAACGAAAGUGUGAGUGUUUGUAGUUUCGGUUUUUGGUUGAAGCACAACAAUGGCCAAAGUGCAGCUAUGUAACAUUACUGUGAUGGACAAUCCAAGUCCCUUCUCAAAUCCCUUCCAAUUCGAGAUCACUUUCGAAUGCAUCGAAGAGCUGAAAGAAGAUUUGGAGUGGAAAAUGAUUUACGUUGGAUCAGCGGAGAGUGAGGAAUAUGAUCAGGUGCUGGACUCUGUGUUCGUUGGACCAAUCCCAGAAGGCAAACACAUGUUCAUGUUUCAAGCAGAUCCACCAAAUGUAAGCAGAAUACCAGAGAAUGAUGCUAUUGGUGUUACUGUAGUGCUCCUCACCUGUCUGUACAAAGGGCAGGAGUUCAUCCGAGUGGGCUAUUUUAUUAACAAUGAAUAUAGUGACCCAGAAAUGAGAGAGAACCCACCAAGCCCCCCACAAUUCGAUAAGGUUAUUCGCAAUAUCCUGGCCUCAGAACCUAGGGUAACGCGAUUCAAAAUCAACUGGGAGGAUCCGACGCCUGCAGCUGAGCAGCCCAUUACAAACCUAAAUGAAAACUCAAACUCCAUUUCUACCAUGGAAUGUGUAUAAAAAAACGAAAAACAAAGAGACUUUACCUAUUUACAAAUUAGAUUAGUUAUACUUAUGUUUCUUAUUAUUAUUUUUUUUAUAUAUAUAUAUAUAUAUGAAGUUUGCCAACGCUUUAUGUUUACAUUAUUCAAACACCUUCUCACUGGUGUCUUCUAUUUUUCGAUGGUUAUAUAAUUCAUGAAUGAACUUGAUUGUUUUCGUGAUAGAAUUUGUUCAUGUUAUUUACACAAUUACCAUAAGAAAACAAAAAAUAAAUAAUAAUAAUAAUAACAUGGAGGAAUUCACGUGAAGAUGAUCUAUUUUUGGCAACGGUCAAUCUUAGCAAAGUAAGAACUAUAUACAAAAAAAAAAAUGUUAAACAUAUUAAAUUUCUAA
Molecule: messenger RNA, 1189 nt
Organism: Nicrophorus vespilloides
Lineage: Eukaryota; Metazoa; Arthropoda; Insecta; Coleoptera; Silphidae
Gene: asf1
Product: histone chaperone asf1b
Exons: 4
Coding region: 272-814 (180 amino acids)
Biological process (GO): DNA replication-dependent chromatin assembly
Cellular component (GO): nucleus
Molecular function (GO): histone binding
Source: RefSeq, a predicted model, not a curated record